AUGAGCGCAGCAGCAGCCGCAGAGCUGCGCUGCAGCCAGCAGCAGCAGCAGGAAAAAGUGCAGCAGCAAAUGAAGCAGCAGCAGCAGCAGCAAGAGCCCACAGCGCAUCACCACAGCCAGCAACCCCUUCAGGAGCAGCAGCAGCGCGCUAAGCACCAACAAACAACACCAUCAGAAUCACAACCAGCAGCAGCAGCAGCAGCAGCAGCAGCAGCGCAAUCACGACCACCACCAGGACCAGGCACAUCGCCGGAAUCCACAUCACCAGCAGCAGCAGCAGCAGCAUACGCAGCAGCACCAGCAGCAGCAGCGCAAGCUGCAGCACCAAGCACAUCGCCGGAAUCGGCAUCUUCAGCAGCAGCAGCAUACGCAGCAGCAGCAGCAGCACAAGCUGCAGCACCAAGCACAUCGCCAGAAUCGGCAUCUUCAGCAGCAGCAUACGCAGCAGCAGCAGCAGCACAAGCUGCAGCACCAAGCACAUCGCCGGAAUCGGCAUCUCGAGCAGCAGCAGCAGCAGCAGCAGCACAAGCUGCAGCACCACGCACAUCGCCAGAAUCGGCAUCUUCAGCAGCAGCAUACGCAGCAGCAGCAGCAGCACAAGCUGCAGCACCAAGCACAUCGCCGGAAUCGGCAUCUCGAGCAGCAGCAGCAGCAGCAGCAGCAGCAGGCGGACUCGAGUUUGUGGGAGGGGACUGCGUUUCCGAGGAAAGCGUCGAAGAGCAGCGGCGAAAGGGCUUUUUCUUCAGCAGCAAAAGCGUCAAGUGCAGCAGACAUUCUCCGGAAGGCGCAGGGGUUCCAGAUACACUGCACGGUGCCGCGUGGGCGGUCCUUUCUUGCGCUCGCCGCGCGGCCGGACGCCGCCCCGCAGAUCGGCCGCAGCAGCAGCAGCAGCAGCAGCAGGGUUGCGGCAGCAGCAGCAGCAGCAGGGUUGCAGCAGCAGCAGCAGGGGGAGCGGGAGCAGCACCGCGCCGCUGUCAGCGCGGGGCCAUCAUAGCCAUCAGCAGCAGCAGCAGCAGCAGAUGA
Molecule: messenger RNA, 1023 nt
Organism: Eimeria tenella
Lineage: Eukaryota; Apicomplexa; Conoidasida; Eucoccidiorida; Eimeriidae
Exons: 2
Coding region: 1-1023 (340 amino acids)
Source: RefSeq, a predicted model, not a curated record